CAAAGCGACUGGGCUGCUCCCGUUUCUAAUGUGAUGACAGCUGAUUCUACCGAGACAGAUCCGGGACCACCGUGUCAACUUCAUACUGUCAACAUGUUUUCUUGACCUUCACGCCGAAAGAGAGCAUUUAUUUCCGGGGAUCAUGACUCUGAGGGAAGUGUAGCAGCUCAGAAGUUGAGUCGGCGGAGAAAAGCAGCUCCGCCACCAGCAGCACCACCACAUCACCAGGCUCAACAAGUUGGAUAUCUUGUCUGACUGGCCCGAUCCCGCAUUUUCCACAGGACGAUCAGUCACUUUAAAGGUUAUGAGUAAUGGAAGCAGGAUCGCUGGUGCGUGCUGUCUUUGAGUUUCUCCCCAGCGUCUCAGAGGAGCUGCCACUCUUCACCGGUGAUGUCAUCGAGGUGCUCAGUGUUGUCGACGAGUUCUGGUUGCUUGGUAACAAAGAUGGCGUCACAGGUCAGUUUCCCACCACCUUUGUGGAACAGAUCACCAUCCCCAGCACCAAGCCUGGAGACACGCUCUACGUCUGCAUCAAUGAUUUCAGCUCAGCGGAGCCGGGAAACCUGUCCCUGAAGAGAGGCGAUGUGGUAGUUGGUGAGGCUGGCGGGUCCAUGGACCUCGGGGAAACCUGGCAGCGUGGUUGUAACGCCUGGGGCAUCCGUGGUCUCUUCCCCACAUCAUGCGUGAAGGAGCUGACCCUCUCCGGCCGCUCCAGGCAGCUGUCUGAGCGCUCAGCUCAGGCCCAGGCUUCAGAGCUCCCACCGUACGCCCUGGGCCAGGCCCGGGCCCUGAUGAGCCUCCAUGCGCAGCUCAACGAGGAGCUGGACUUCCGCGAGGGGGACUUGAUUAUCAUCACCGGCCUGCCCGAGCCGGGCUGGUUCCAGGGGGAGCUGGAUGGUCGCAGGGGGAUCUUCCCAGAGGGGUUUGUGGAGCUCCAGGGGUCCCUCCGGUCUCCUCAGGAGCCUGUGGACUGCCAGUAUUUGAACAGUGAUCCUGAACAUUUUAGCUACGAGGACACUUAUGAUGCAGGAGAGGGGACUGAGGAGGAAGGUGUCGAAGAAGGAGAGGGGUUUGUGAGAGAGGAGGAGGAGCAGAAGGAGGCUGUGGUGGCAGCAGAAGAAGAAGAGGAGGAGGAGGAGGAGGAGGAGGAGGAGGGUGGUGUCUAUGUAGUGGCACUGUAUGAGUUUCGAGCCAUGGAGCCGGGAGAGUUGGACUUCGAUAUGGGAGAUCGUAUUCGUCUUAUAAGCACUUUGGAAGAUGGUUGGCUGGAGGGGGAGCUGCGAGGGCAACGUGGUAUUUUUCCUCAUCGUUUCGUCAAAAUGGAAGACGACGGGCAGAAAACUGCAGAGGAAACAAAUGUUGUCGAACAAGAGGAAGACACAGGGAAUAGCUCAGGUCAUCUAUGUCCCAAUGGGUCAGAGAAUGACCCCGAAUGGAUGAAAUAUGAGGAUCACACAGUGUGGGACCUGGACUACUUUGAGAGGACUGAGGAGCAGAGGUGGCAGAAUAAAAGCACUGGAGCUCAAACUAACAACAGAGGGCAGAGAGACAUAGGUAGCAGACCUGACUCUCAGCCUUGUAGACCUGUCCCCCCAGCACAAAGAGGGCCUGCGAGACCCAAAUCCACUCCUCCAGCAAGGCCAAGACUCCCAUCUCGGCCUAGCUUGCCUGCACGUAGGCACCAUGGGUCAUCUUCUGGCGCAAAUCGAUCCAACUACACUAACGGAAACACUCGAUCCUUACAACCCAAAUUUACUCAUAGUCAAACUCUCCCUAGCACUCAGUCUGGUUGGUCCAAAAACAGCAGAUAUCACCAACGCUCACCGAAGGAUGAUGCCACGACCAGUAACAGAAGUGGCAGUCUCGGCCAGGCGUUGUUUAACCUUGUUGAGGACCACAGGCAGAGGAAGCUAGCUCGCCAUGGCAGCGUCAGUGAUGCUGAUAUGAUGACGGGCACCUCUGAGACACGGCAGCGUUCCCAGCAGACGACGCGCGGCUCCAAUGGUUUAAUACCAUCGUCCUUCACUUUAGAUGCCCUGGCAACCUCAGCCGGUGACUUGGAGGCCAAGCUGUCCCAGCAGCUUUUUGAAUUUGAAAAAAGCUUGACUUCUUCAUAUAGUGACACUUACAUGAGCUCUGCCGCUUCCAGCGAUACGACUUCUGCAGCUGACAUGAGCCAACAAUCCAGUAUCAUGCGCCACUUUUCUAUUAUGGACUUCAGCGAUGAAAUCGAUAUCAUGCGAGGGUCUUCACACUCACCUGUGUCCCACCUUUUGCAGUCGAACUCUUCCUCAUUAGAGAGACGCAGGACCCUUCGCCCUCCCCCUCCUCGCCCCAGAGUCCUCCGUCCCCAGCCUCCACCUACAUACAAACCAGCCCGCCCUGCUCCACGUCCACCUCCCCGUUGCCCACGACAAAAUACUGCUCCUCCAAACAUCUUCUACACGCCUGACGAACCAGCCGUAAACCUCCUGGACCAAAUAUCAGAAGGGCAGGCUGAGUUUGGUGACCUCGCAGCGGCCCAGGAGCAUGAACUCCAGUGCCAGCUGGAAGCGGAGAAAGAGCUGGAGAGAGAGAUGGAGCUGGAGAGUCAGAGGCAGAGGGAAGAGGAGGAAAGGUACCAGCUGCUGCUACGGCUACAAGAGGUGGAGCAUGACAUGGAGGCGUACGCGCACACAGCGGAGGAACUCAGGAACAUGUUGGAGGAGGAGGAGGAUGAGACGGCCCGUAUGCAAGCCAUGGAGAAUCUGGAGUUCUGUAACUACACGCUUGAGACGCUGGCCCUGGAGCAGCAGCAGCUACAAGAGAUGACGCUCCUAUCAUCCCAGCCCAGACCCCUGGACUCCACCACGACCUCCGACUCGACCCCCGCCACCGGCACAGAGGAUCCCGAGCAGAGGAUGUUGGAGAAGAGGUCAAAGGUCAUUGAGGAGCUGCUGCAGACGGAGAGCGACUACAUCAAAGACCUGCAGAUGUGUGUAGAGGAGAUCAUCGAGCCACUGCAGAAGAAGCAGGUGAAGAAUGUGGACUUUGAAGGUCUCUUUGGCAACAUCAGCUCUGUGAUCGACCUGUCAAAACGCCUUUUUGAAACACUGCAAGACAGCGACUCUAUUGGAAAAGUAUUUCUGGGCUUCAAAGCUGAGCUGGAAGAGGUUUACAAGAUCUACUGCCAGAACCAUGAUGAUGCCAUCUCUCUGCUGGAGACCUACGAGAAAGACGAAAACAUCCAGCAUCAUGUGUUGGAGUGUUUGGAGAGACUGAGGGCCAUAUAUCGUGAGUGGGGGAAAACAAAUUACAUCAACCUCGGCUCUUUCUUAAUCAAGCCGGUGCAGCGGGUGAUGCGCUACCCGCUGCUGCUGAUGGAGCUGCUGGGGGCCACACCCGAGAGCCACCACGACCGGCCCCAGCUGACUCAAGCUCUGCAGGCUGUUAAAGAGAUCAACGUAAACAUCAACGAGUACAAGCGCAGGAAAGACCUUGUGGUGAAGUACAGGAAAGGCGACGAGGACACGUUCAUUGACAAGAUCUCAAAGCUGAGCAUGCACUCCAUUAUCAAAAAAUCCAACAGAGUCAGCAGCCACCUCAAACACCUGACAGGAAUUUCACCCCAGAUUAAAGAUGAAGCAUUUGAUGAAGCUGAGAAGAAGUUCAGACUGCAGGAGAGACUCAUCAAGUCUUUUAUCAGGGACAUUUCCUUGUACCUGCAACAUAUAAGGGAGUCAGCAUCUGUGAAGGUUUUGGCAGCCAUCAGUUUCUGUGACAUCUACACAGAGCGCAGCAUCCUCGACCCCGAGCGCUUUCAGAGAGCUCACCGCUGCAUCAGCGACAAACAGUUCACGCAGUUUAAGGAGCGCACAGAGGCCUUAGUCAUCAAUCCGCUCACACAGCUCCUCCUCAUGUUCGCUGGACCGCACAAACUCAUCCAAAAGCGCUUCGACAAGCUGCUUGACUACGACAACUGCAAGGAGCGCGCAGAUCGCCUCAAGGACCGCCGUGUCCAGGAUGAGCUUCAGGUGGCGCGCAACAACUAUGAGGCGCUCAACGCCCAACUUCUAGAUGAGCUCCCCAAGUUCCACGGUGCUGCAGAGGAGCUUUUUACUGGCUGUGUGAGGGCUUUCGCUCAGGCCCAGAAGGACUUUAUGAAGACGACACUGGGAGAGCUGAAGCCCCUCCUACAGGCUUUUUCUAACAAAGCUGGCACAGAGGGCAACCUGAUUGCUAAGUUUCAAGAAGAGUACAGCCGAGUCCUCCAACUCCUGCAGAGCUUUAGCUUCUGCCCGGAGAACCUUCCUCCAGCCACCACCACAAAGAAGACCUUUGAGAAGAAGACUCUGGAGAAGCAGACAUCUAAAAAACAGCUGCAGGGACCUCCAAACUACAUCCUGCAGACAGAUGAGCACCGUGCAGGACUUCUGGUACGCUAUGGUCCUGAGAAACUUUUCCAGGCGGAGAGAAACUUUAAUGCAGCACAGGAUCUGGAUGUCUCUAUAUUGGAAGGAGAUCUUGUGGGUGUGAUCAAGCAGCAGGACCCCAUGGGUAGCCACAACCGUUGGCUCAUUGAUAAUGGGGUCUCCAAAGGUUUCGUGUACAGCUCCUUCCUUAAACCAUAUAACCCACGCAGGAGCCAAUCAGACGUCUCCAUCGAAAGCCAGUCGUCUAAUGAGUCAGGCUAUGGCGGCUCCUCACCUGUGUUCUCUCGCCAAAACAGCAACAGCACGCUGACCUUCAACCAGGAAACAGCCACAGUCAGCUUUUCCGCUUCGCAGCCCCAAAGCCAGUCAUCUCCGCACCCUUCGCUGGACUCUGCCUCGUCUCGAAGAAGUCACCACAGAGAUGCACUUAACCCCGACUCUGUCAGUCAGAGCAACUCCAUAAACUCCUCCCCAAGAAAUCCCUCAAGCCGCAGGGAAUUCUCAGACCACCGAAACUCCUCCAGUCAAAGAGACACCGAGCUUUCUUAUCGGCAUUCUGGCAAUCACAGAGACGCAUACGAUACGAGUUAUGCAAGUCCAAGCAGCCACAAGGAGAUGUCAGACCUUUCGGAGACGGACUCUUAUUCUUCACUUAGAAACAAUCGCUCACAGCGGUAUGGACACACAGACAAAAGCUACAGUUCAUACCAGUGGAGAAAUGGAGACAAUGGUGGUCAGAAGAGGAGUGCUUACUCCAGAGAUGAGUACAUAGAGCCGGAGCCAGAACCAGAACCAGAACCAGAGCCAGAACCAGAACCAGAGGACGAGAGUGAAUUAGACGGUCAUCAGAUCUACUACGCUCUUUACUCCUUCGAUGCCCGUUGUGCCAAUGAACUGAGCAUCUCAGCCAAUCAGCAGCUGCGGAUACUAGAGUUCAAGGACAUGAACGGCAACAGCGAAUGGUGGCUGGGGGAGGCAGGAGGUAGGCGAGGCUACGUGCCUUCCAACUACAUUCGCAAAUCAGAAUAUACAUGAACAAUCUUGAGACUGUGCUUGGACCUGAAGGAGGCACACUCUGCGAGCAGACAGAACAAAAAGACAAACAAGCAUCUGGACACGCGGUGACUUAUUUUUGAUCUAUUGUCAUGGAGUUUGAUAGUGAGAAGGACUGACUAUUGCUGCUGACUCUGCUCCUUAAAGUUAGCAUGAUAUGCCUAUAUUUAUAGACUUUUUUCUAUUAUUUUUACUUACUGGAAACUGCACCCUACUCCCUCUUGUUUCCAGAGGAAAAACCUGUGAAUUGCACCAGAUUUUUUUGCCAUAUUCUCUGGAGCUGAAGACAAUGAAUUGUACAUUUAAGAGAACAGUCGUAAUGGUUACACAUUGGGAGAUUGCAAUGGAAAUGUGAAUGUUAUGGGUUCAGACUGGUUCUUCAAAACAGACAAAAGGUAUGCAGACAGACUGACCUAAACACUGUGUUUAUGACUUUUUCCUGCAUGUGGUUUAUUACCACUAGAAUGAUGAAUGAAUAUUAGAUGCAUCUAUAACAUACUGCUCAACAAUCAAGGUUUGAGGCACUUAUAAUGAUUAUCCACCAGUUGUGAGUUUUGAAGUGUCUGUGGAGCCAUCGAGAAGAAUAUGGUGUGUUGUAUGAAAUUAAUAUGGACCCUUUGAAUUAAAUCCAAGGACAAAGUUGAAUGGCAUAUAAUUAUAUUGUUUACAAGCACUCCCCUCUUCAAUAACCUGAAUACACUUUUGAACUUGGUUGACGGUGUGUAAGCAGGUGAUGACCCACUUUACCUGUAAGAGGAGGUUAAUGAACAAGGAGAAAUCAAGAUUGUGGUCUGAUCUUGACUCUGUUUUCUCCACAUACUCCCCAUGUACAUUAUAUAUAGUGCUGUAUAUUGAGAAUAUGCUAUUGCACCCACUGUAAAGUGAUCACUGUUUGAAUAAAAAACAGCUCAGCUGACAAAUGA
This is a messenger RNA of Plectropomus leopardus (leopard coralgrouper), 6388 nucleotides long. It is a transcript of the gene dnmbp, whose product is annotated as dynamin binding protein. Gene Ontology annotation, biological process: intracellular signal transduction; cilium assembly. The record is from RefSeq and is a predicted model, not a curated record. NCBI's taxonomy places the organism in Eukaryota, Metazoa, Chordata, Actinopteri, Perciformes, Serranidae. Gene Ontology annotation, cellular component: cytoplasm. Gene Ontology annotation, molecular function: guanyl-nucleotide exchange factor activity; protein binding.